AUGGUUGCACUGAUCAAGAACAAGCUCCGCCCCCCACACCCCGACAACCUCAAAGAUUCCCAAUUUGGGAUUCUCGCUUUCGAAACCGCCAAAACCAUGUCCAGAUUGAUCUCUCUCUACAAAUCCCUCUCCGACCCCCAAAUCUCCACGCUCACCAACCACCUCCUCACCUCCAAAGGCCUCGCCUUCCUCAAUUCCUCCGACCACCACUUCCUCCUCACCCUCGCCUGGGCCGAACGCCUCGAAGAUCUCGACUCCGCCGCCGCCGCCGUCGCCAGAAUCGCCAAGAGAUGCAACGACUUCGCCCUCAGCCGCUUCGACGUUUUCUACCGGGAUUUGAAAUUAGGGUUUCUGCGUUUCCGGAAACUGCAUUAUGGAUCCAAAGCAGCCGAUAAGAAGAUCAGGAAAAUGGAGAAAUUGGUCGAAACGACGUCGUCUUUGCACUCGGCUCUGGAGACUCUGACGGAGAUGGAGAUUUCUGAGAGGAAGUUGAACCAGUGGAAGAAGACGACGACCAGACCGACGGAGACUGUGCAGAACGAAAGCAUCCUUCUUUUUUACCAGAAAUUGCAGAAUCAGCGCCGGCAAGUUCGACAUUUCCGGGAGAUCUCGCUUUGGUCAAAAUCUUUUGAUAAAAUCGUUGAUAUGAUGGCAAGGAUUGUCUGCGUUGUGUACUCGAGGAUCUCCAUGGUUUCCGGCCAUGGAAGGAAGCUCUCAAUUUCUGAACCUGUUAGGGAAAAUCUCGUCCCUCAUUCGGGCCCGAUUAUGCCGACUUCGAAGAGGACCAUCGUGCGGUUUUACAGCCGGCGCGUGGACGAGCCGAGGGCUGUAGCGGCGCCGGCGACCAAUAAGGUGUUCCACUCCGCCGGAGAAUGUACGGUCGGCGGAUCGGGAUUGGCGCUGCGUUACGCCAACGUGAUCCUUUUAGCGGAGGAGUAUUUGAAUUCCACGGCGGCGAUAAGCCACGACGAUCGGGAAUCGUUGUACCAGAUGCUGCCGGAGAAUCUGAAGACGGUGGUUGGGGCGAAGCUGAGCAGGAACAUGAGGCACGCCGGCGCCGGCGCCGACUUGUCGCUGGCGGAGGGGUGGAGGGACGCUAUGGUGGAGAUGAUGACGUGGCUGGCGCCGGUGGCGCGUGACACGGUGGCGUGGCAGAUGGAGAGGAACGUGGAGAAGAUGAAGAUGGGGGCGAGGACGAGUGAGAGUGAUAAUGGGAAUGAGAAACCCUCGGUGCUUCUGGUGCAGACUCUGCACUUUGCCGAUAAGGAGAAGACGGAGGCCGCCAUUGCCGAGGUGCUCGUCGGACUCAGCUGCAUUUUCAGAUUCGAGAAUCGCCGGCCGAUUUAG
Molecule: messenger RNA, 1347 nt
Organism: Andrographis paniculata
Lineage: Eukaryota; Viridiplantae; Streptophyta; Magnoliopsida; Lamiales; Acanthaceae
Product: protein PSK SIMULATOR 1-like
Exons: 1
Coding region: 1-1347 (448 amino acids)
Biological process (GO): positive regulation of growth
Source: RefSeq, a predicted model, not a curated record